AUGGCCAUCGCACAAGUCCGAAAUACCUCUUGGUCAAGUACCUAUACACCCACUUUCUUGCUCGUCAAUUUCAUCUGGUUGGCAAAAAUCGAAGCUUUCGCUGAUACAGCGACAGAAGUUUUUAAUAAAUUCGGAUCGAUUAUUUGGUAUCAAGAAGGAUCCCAAACAAAAGCAAGUUUAGAUCAAUUCUUAGUGAAUGAAUUAUCAAAAUAUUUACAUAAUAUUGACAUCUUGGCCAAAGCCUACAGUGAAAGUGGUAAAUUUUUCGUUGGCAAUCAUUUGAAUUUUGCUGAUUUAUGUGUGUACGAUGCGUUAGAAAGUAUUGUCGAAGCCGAUACUAAUAUACUUAACGAAUAUGCAUGA
Rotaria socialis is the source of this 363-nucleotide messenger RNA. The record is from the annotation of a GenBank genome assembly. NCBI's taxonomy places the organism in Eukaryota, Metazoa, Rotifera, Eurotatoria, Philodinida, Philodinidae.